Messenger RNA from Chanos chanos (milkfish), 4560 nucleotides. RefSeq names its product collagen, type XVII, alpha 1b (gene col17a1b). Gene Ontology annotation, molecular function: extracellular matrix structural constituent conferring tensile strength. The coding region runs from base 1 to 4560 and encodes 1519 amino acids. The transcript is spliced from 53 exons. The record is from RefSeq and is a predicted model, not a curated record. Gene Ontology annotation, biological process: extracellular matrix organization. Lineage: Eukaryota; Metazoa; Chordata; Actinopteri; Gonorynchiformes; Chanidae.
AUGGAUGAACUAACGAGACUAAGACAUCAUUCCGGAGCCAGCCCAGAGAGUAAAGUUAUUUCUGAAACUACAACAACUACAACCAGACUGUCAUCUCUGCCACCGAAGGGAGCCAAGAGCAUGUCUGGCAGCUCCGGAGGCUCCGGGCUGGAGAAGAAUGUUCUAGUACAGAACAGCAGCGUCUUCUCUUUCUCGUCCUCCUCAGUGGGCGUCAGUGCAGGGGGCUCCGGUUCUGGCUCGGGUCUGUAUACUGGGUCUGGAGUGUACCUGGGGGAGGAAUUGUCCGGAAACACUAGGGCCAGAGGAGGUGGCAGUGACGCAGGGUUCGGAAACGCGUCAGGAUCAGGCACAGGGUCAAAGGGCAGGUCAGGCUCCUCUGGAGGCACAAGGAAGACCCAUGGCUCCUCCUCCUCUAUAACCCAAUCCCCCUUGUUCCAGGAGAGGAAGAUCAUCACCAGCCACUCAGGGGGCUACGACGGAAGUUCCAGUGGAAACUCCUCGCCGGAGUUUGUAAGGAAAGAUUAUGGUUUAUCCAGAGGGAGGAGCCAGAGCAGAGAGAGUGAGAUCAGGGCCAGACUGCAAAGUGCCUCACCAUCCACCAGAUGGACUGAGCUGGAUGAUGUGAAGAGGCUGCUGAAGGGGAGUCGCUCCUCCAGUGUGAGCCCCACCCGUUCCUCCACCUCCUCCACACUGCCCGUCCCUCGCAAGGCCACCGUGGAGACUAAGAUCACCACCAUCGGCUCCCAGUCAGUCUCAGGGCAGUACGACACGACUGUUCUGGACUCUGCUCUGCCUUCCUAUUCAUGGACCAGUUCUACGCUGCCCUCUGGUACCUCUACGGACAGCACCUAUCGUUACCACGGCAACACAAACAACAUGUCAGCAGGUUCCUCUCUUCUCAACAGCACCUCACCCUCGUCCCUGUCAGUGUAUGGUUUUCAGAACAAUCUAGCAACGUCCAGUGGUGUUCUGACGUCCAGUGGUGUUAACACACAUGCAGGUAUGAGUGUGUGUGUGUGUGUAGGAUAUGGGGUACAGAAGAACACAUCCCAGGGUGUCAACAGCACUGCUGUUGUCAGUACAGGAGUCUCCACAUCGACAGGAUCUGCCUCCAGGGCCCUGAACGAUGACAUCCCACGAAAAUACAUCCUGCUAGAGAAAGAAAACAUUCCGGCAAAGAGGGACACUGAGGUGCUGGUCCUGAGUAAAGACAGUGGCAAACAGUUCCCCAACAGCAGCACCAAGGGAGGGUCGUUUUCAGAUGUUUCACUGAAGAAGGAGACGAUGGCCCAGAGUUACAGUGAGACUGCUCCUGUUAAGUCCUCCUCAGGCUCCUACUAUGGAUCACCAGGAGUCUCAACCAAAGAUAAAGCGACAUACGCAGAGAUCCAUAAGACCGGGCUCAGUAAGGCGGGAGAUGACGAUGGAGGAGGAGGUGCUUUCUGUGGCUGUUUCCCUGACUGCUGCUCCUGGUGGAAAUGGCUGCUGGGACUGCUCCUCACCCUGCUCCUGCUCCUCGGGCUCCUGUUUGGCCUCAUCGCUCUCGCGGAGAGACUGAGAAAGCUGGAGUCUCGAGUGGACAGUCUGGAGAAGGUCUCCGCCAUGUCUGGCCACACCAGUUAUCACACCGGCAUCAACGACGGCACUAAGAGCCAGAAAUCAGCCUACGUGGGAUCAGACAACUCCCUCAGCCUGGGAGCUGCCAGAAACAUGGACGACGUAACAUUACAGACAAUGCUACGAAAACUGGUCAGAGAAGAGCUGAAAUCUGAAUCAGUCAAAGCUGAUCUUGCUUCAACACUUAAAGGAGAGAGAGGUCUCCCAGGGCCCAAAGGUGACACAGGAAUGCCAGGACCCAAAGGUGACAAUGGUUUUCCAGGGCUGCCAGGUCCUCCUGGAGCAGCAGGUCACCCAGGACCAGAAGGGCCAAAAGGCCAGAAGGGAAAUGCAGGUGAACAUGGGCCAGAGGGAAUACCAGGACUCAGAGGGAGAGACGGGCCAAUGGGACCACGCGGAGAACCUGGACCUCCAGGAUUUGGAGAAAAGGGAGAAAGAGGCUUUCCUGGAGAUCUUGGGGCUCGUGGUUCUCCUGGUCCAACUGGUCCACCUGGACCUAAAGGUUCCGCUGGGGCUCCAGGACCAGUGGGUCCUCAUGGUGAGCCAGGUCCUCAAGGCUUCCGAGGAGCACCUGGUCCCGCGGGCUCCAAAGGAGACAGAGGAGUCGCUGGACCACAAGGAGUGAAGGGCGACAGGGGAGAGAAAGGAGACAGCGGAUUACCAGGUUUCCCUGGACCUCCCGGAGUCCAGGGCCCAGCUGGAGAGAAAGGAUCCAAAGGAUCAGUCGGAGCUGCAGGCUCUGAUGGUGAAAAAGGACCGAGAGGUGAUCAAGGGCCAAUUGGAUUACCAGGGAUCAGGGGCCCUGCUGGACCACCAGGUGACACUGGACCACCAGGAAUUCCAGGGCUUCAGGGACCACCAGGGAUUGCAGGCAUUCCUGGUCGUCCAGGAUCUAAAGGUGAACCAGGGGCACCAGGACGUGUCAUUGAUGCAGGAGGUUCCAGCUCCGUGGCCAUACCUGGACCUCCAGGAAGCCCUGGACCUCCUGGCCCACCUGGUCCACCUGGACUGUCAGGCCCCAUUGGCCCUGCUGGACUUCCUGGCCAACAUGGUCCUAAAGGUGAAAAGGGAGAUAAGGGAGACCCAGGAGAGCCAGGCAUCGUGGUGAAAACAGCACAGCAGAGCAGCUCCAGUACUGGUGCAGUUGCACUAUCUGGUCCUCCUGGUCCCCCAGGGCCACCUGGUCCUCCAGGAUAUGGCCGACCUGGGCCGAAAGGAGAGCGUGGAGAGAAGGGAGAACCAGGAAGCUUUGUGCCCAACUCAGGGACCUUUUUCGCGGGACCACCAGGACCUCCAGGACCUGCAGGACCCAGAGGUGCACAGGGUCCCCAGGGGCCAAGGGGGUACCAAGGGGAACCGGGUCAGCCGGGCCUGCCGGGCAGUCCAGGGAGACCAGGUGGUUCUGUCAGAGUCUCAGAAUAUGGAACAGCACAGGGACCUCCUGGCCCUCCAGGGCCUCCCGGCUCCCCCGGGCAACAGGGCCCCAAAGGCGAUGCUGGAGUCCCAGGCUCUCCUGGAAUCCCUGGAGCAUCCCGGGGUUCGGUGUCUGUUGGAGCCCAGGGGCCUCCUGGACCCCCUGGCCCCCCCGGCCCUCCUGGUUCACCGGGCGUGUCUGCGGGCUCUCACUCCGCUGCAGAUUAUCGCCGUUACAUUAUGGAGUACAUGCAGAGUGACAGAAUGAGGCAGCACAUGUCUGGCCUGCAGGGGCCACCUGGCCCCCCGGGACCACCGGGUGUGUCGGUGUCUGUGGAAGACAUGGCAUCUCGUGUCAUAGCUUACAUCCAACGGUCAGGGGCUGUUUUCGGCAGUGGUGUCCCGGGCCCUCCUGGUCCCCCUGGUCCUCCUGGUCCAAUCACAGUCAAUGACGUCAUCGGCCUCUUACAGAGGGAGGAAGUGAGGCGUUACGUCAUUGGUCCUCCAGGACCACCUGGUCCUGCUGGAGGAUCCCGCGCUAACUUUGACAUGCAGGAAGUGGCAACCUACGUAAUCAAAGUCAUGAAUGACCGUGGCAUGACAGGUUUGCGUGGACUUCCAGGUCCACCUGGCCCCCCUGGUCUUCCUGGAUCCACCUAUGAAGAUAUUUCCGCUCUGCUUCAGAGAUCUGGGCACAGAGGCAUUGUUGGACCUCCAGGACCUCCUGGUCCUCCAGGGAUACCAGGAGCUCCAGGUCCAGCAGGUCCUCCAGGGAGAAGCACUUCAGUGGGGUCUGGGUACCAGCUGGAGGACAUCAAGGUGUACCUGCAGAAUUCUGGUUUCAGUGGCCCGCCUGGUCCACGUGGACCUCCGGGCCCUCCGGGACCACCAGGGGACGCUAGAGGACUCACAGUACAUGACAGGAGACACAACAGAGACCAGAUCCGCUCCGAGAUACAUGAGUACCUGAACAGUGACCUUUUGCAGCGAUUCACCACUGGCCCCCCUGGGCCCCCUGGUCCCCAAGGGCCUCGUGGUCCGAAAGGGGAUCGUGGUGAAACGGGUUACAGUCGAGCGACCGAACAGCGUUACUUUUACGGCUCUGACCGCGAUCAAGGAGCCCGAUUUGCCGAAGAAGUGGACUACUCUAAUGUUGCCCUGAAAGUAACUGACUACAUCAAGAACCAGGGCCUGCUCCGUGACCUCCAGGAUGGAGACUGGCGGACAAGGGUAUCAGGGAUCCAGGGACCACAGGGACCUCCUGGUCCACCCGGGCCGCCCGGUUACAGCCGCGUGUUUGCUGCCUAUGGCAACGUGACGGCUGAUCUGAUGGACUUCUUCAGAACUUACGGCACCAUCCCAGGGCCACCAGGGCGUCCAGGACAGAAAGGGGAGAGAGGAUAUCCAGGACCUAAAGGAGACAGAGGGGAAACUGGACCACAGGGUGUUCCUGGUCACGCAGGACUGCUCAGGUCCAAAGGAGAGAGAGGUGAUCCCUUUGGUCGGAAGAGGAGAAGCGUUGCUGUAUAA